Molecule: messenger RNA, 1426 nt
Organism: Panicum virgatum (switchgrass)
Lineage: Eukaryota; Viridiplantae; Streptophyta; Magnoliopsida; Poales; Poaceae
Exons: 6
Coding region: 176-1426 (416 amino acids)
Molecular function (GO): DNA binding
Source: RefSeq, a predicted model, not a curated record
CCAUCUGCGCUGUUUGGAGAAUAAACAUGUCUCUUUUUCUAGUCACAGCGAGCAACUCAUUUGUGAUUGGCACAUAUGUUUCAACUGCAGACAGAGUUCACAUUUUCAGUGUCUGUGCUGUCCUAAAUCGGUUUGCCAUGACUGCCUUGGCAAAGUUGGAUUUGUCGAGUUGAGAAUGCAGCAAAAAGGAUUUUGCACCAGCUGCUUGAACAAGGCUAUCCUGAUUGAGAAGAAUACUGAUAUUGAUCCUCGUUGGGUACAGAGUGAUUUCAGCAAGGCAGAGAUAGAAGAAAUUUUGUUUAAAGACUACUGGGAAGACGUUCAAGACAGAGAACAUUUGAAAUUGCUGAAAAUGCUGGAAGAAGCUCAUUUUAUUCUUAACAAAAAGCUUGACCUUAAUAGAUCAAAUUCAGAGAAAUUUCCAGAUAAAGAUCACAUGUCAGAUACAAAUAUAUUUGCUGAAAAUGCUGCCAUUGAAAAAACAAUUCCUUUGGACUCUAAGGGAGAACAGAAUAAAGUGAUCACAUCACUGAAGGACAAGUCAAACAAGAAAACAUAUACUGGUUGGGGUUCUGAAGAGUUAAUGCGAUUCUUGUCAAGUUCUGGAAAGGACACAUCAAAAUCUCUUGAUGAAGAUGAAAUUGUUGGAGUUAUCAUGGCGUACAUCAAAAAGAAGAAUUUGUUCAAGAAUAAUAAGAAAAAGUCUUUCUUGUGUGAUGAAAAGUUGCACCUUUUGUUUGGGAGAAGAAAAGUGGGUUGCGAAAGUAUCCGUAAGUUUCUAGCAGUUCAUCUAGCUGCAAAUUCUGUUUCAGAGGAUGAAAUUUUUUAUGGUUCUGAAGAUGAUGAUGUUCCAAUUACAAAAAAGAAACCUCGUGUUGAUGGUUCUGAAGAUGAUGAUGAUGAUGGUCUUAUUAUGAAAAAGAAACCUCGAAAUAGUAUGGACUUGAAGAUUGUUAAGAGGUUUUCACAAAGAAACAAGAGAUGUUUUGCAUCUCUUAAUGAGAAUAACAUAAAGCUUAUUUAUCUGAGAAGAUCUUUAGUUAUCGAUCUCUUGAAUCAUCCAGACACAUUUGAUCAGAAAGUUGUUGGAUGUUUUGUCAGAGUCAAGAAUGCCCCCAUAGUUCACAAGUACGAAAUGCCUAAAAAUCCAUACCAGCUUGGGCUGGUGACAGGCAUCAAGAAAUCUUCAGAAGAAUACAAGAUGAAAGACACAUGUACCGAUAUUCUCUUAUGUGUUACUGGUUUGUGGGAUGAUGUCAAGAUCUCAAUGCUCUCCGAUGAGGACUUUACGCAGGAGGAAUGUAAUGAUCUUGUUUCUUCAGUGAAAAAUGGACUUCUGGAAAAGCCUACAAUUGCUGCACUGGAAGAGGUGGCAACUGUACAUAAGGACAUAGAAAAUCAUGUAAGUGCACUCAGAAAUCAAUAG